UUUAACUCCCGGUGAAGUCGAGGGUGAGAGCGGCUCCUAAAAAUCUACCCCUGGUAUUGUCAUCUAACCGUGCUUACAAGCAUUUCGUAAUGCAGGCGAAGUUAAAACGCCUGGGACUGCACGGCGGUUUUGUGGAGUCAGAAAUAACGAACGUAAUUAGCUUGCCUUUUCUGGAUGCCGAUUGGGUUUUUUUUCUAAAGCUGAAAUGGGAAUAGGGAGGUUAUUUGCUUUGGACCUUUGUCAGGUGAGUGCCUGGCAGAGCUAGGGGAGCUCUGGAAAAGGAAGGUUCGGCAGUGGGAGCCAGCGCUGGGAGAUCGCAGCACCUGACGGGCGGUUGGCAGAAAGACCGAUCUCAGAACGGCUCCAGUGGGCAUUCCAGAGUUACGUGAAAAAAAAUACAUUAAAGUUGUUUUGUGUAUUUCCCUGGUGAUUCGGGUACUUUACCUGCACUGUCUGCUGUGUUUUAUUUGGUUCCUCGCCUUUUGAAAGUUCAGGAAGUGUCACUAUUUGUGGAGCUGGACUCUGCAGGUUUUAUUGUUGGGAAAAGCUGGAUUUGGGUGGCUGAUAUCUCUGAAGACUUUUUUAAACUAACACCCAUAAAUGCUUAUUACCUGUAUUGAAAACAAAGGAUUACGUGGCGGCUCACUGGUGACUUGUCUGUAGAAUACUUUCAAGAUACACUGUCUUGAUGUAUGGAGGAACUAGCUGCUUCUUGUGUGACAGGGAUUGCCUAUGGAUUUGAUAAUCCUGCAUGACCCAGGAGAGAUUUAGUUCAAACUAACUUUCCUCUUGUAUUUUUAAUAAUACUUUGUCGAGUAUCAAAAUACAAAAAACCCCCUGAAACUGACUUGAGUGGCCUUUUUUAUUUUUUCCCAAGCAGGCAAAUAUAUCUUUUUCUUUCUUCACACCCCGUUAUAACUGUGUUAAAGACCUCAGGGGAGACUGAGGGGAAGAUUCUAAAUGGUCUCUCCCUUCCCUGAGAAACCAAGCAGAAUUUUCUCUUAAACAGCAGAGCUGCAAGGAAGCUUUUAGGUACUGUGAAGAUUUGACCUAUGCAGCACCUGUUUAGCCAACCCCAAAAGUCUACAGAUAAAUAGUGAUGUAGAUGUGAGUGAGAUUAGUCGAGGGCUCAGGUAAUAAGAGAUGGGAGUUAUACAGCCACCAAAUUACUUACAUUUCCAGAUAUUCAGUAUGAAAAAAGUAAGGAACUGAUAUUAUCGGCAUAAAACCUACACCCACACAUUGCUGUGUAGAUGUUGUACUAGCCAGUUGUCACCUCGUGUGCAUUGUUAAACUCCAGCCAUGAAACCCUGCAGCAGUUAUUAAUGCAAUUAUUAGUGUUGCUGUGGUACUCAUCCACGUAAUUUGCUGUAACACAUUCUCACAUUGGAUAAUACUAGCUGUCCCACCCAUGGUAUAUAAAUAACGAAUGCAAAGCAUGAAAGUCCAGAGAGAGUAUUUGAAACCAUAGCUUUAAAGGAAAAUGAAUGUCAAAGUUACUUGGUUGCAUGACAUUUAGACAAGAUGCACUUUUCCUCUGCCUCAUGUCAGUUUAUUUCAUUUAUUCAGCUGUGUAUUCGGGUGCUUCAAUAAUAAAAGCAUUAUACCACAGAAAAAUCAGAUCCUGAGGUGAGGGGUGACUGCAUACAAAACAGGGAUGUAGAAGGCUAAGCAUGUGAUAGCUUAGAAAAAUACUCGCGGGUGCACUGAAUGAUGUUGGUCCUCAGCUAUUGAGCAGUGCUGAACAAAAGGCUGUCCAGGACCAACACCUGGCUUUACAAACCACUCCUGCAGCGGUCUGAUCGCCCUAGCUCUGUCUGCAAAGGUGCUUGCUGUCAAGGCUGGGCGCUGCCUAUUCGAUGUCCUGAAGCUGUAGCUCUGUUUAGCUGCUGGCAUUCUGUAAAUACAGUAAUAAACCAGCUAGUCCUAGGGAAGGUUCCAGCUAAUCAUCAUGACCUGUGGUGUCUAAAAAUCUCCUGUUCCCUUAUGUUAAGGGAGCCUGUUUGUAAAUAGGGCAGGGCCCCUGCAUAAGGACAGUGUUUUUAUUCACACCCAAUGAACAAACACCUCCACCCACUGUUGUUGUUUUAAAAGACUCCAGCUGCUCAUGAAUAUAGGGUCAGGGAGGGCCGCCUAAAUGUUUCUCUGUGCUUUCUCCCCAGCACAGCCAGCAGAGCUGUUUCCUGUUCUUUGUUUCAAGGCUGGGGUUUGCGUCACACAUUCCAAGUGGCAUAUGUGGUGCUCUUUCCUGUUUCAGGCUGUUUUCUGGCAGAUCAGUAGCCUCUUCCAGGCCCCUUGUCACUGCCCCUCAACUCCCAAUCCCCACCCAAUGAGUUAUCAUGUCUCUACACACUCAACGAUUGCUUAAGAUGCCUGUGUUAUGUCAUAAUGAGGUUUCCCAAGUUAACCUUUAACAUACGCCCUCGACUCCAGUAUAGUUAUGGGGGUGAACUGGAGAGCUUCACUCCCUUCACUGAAAACUAGUACUCAAGUCUCCAAAAGUUGUGAGCCAGUUUUCUGCUCUCACUUGCUCAUCAGUAGAUCUGGAAUAGCUCCAUUAAAGUAACAGAGUUACACUGGUAUAAAAAGAGUGUGAGAAGAGAAUCCACAUGUGUAGGCUCGUAUUUGUAAGAGGGUUUUGGCUUCUGCCCUUACCCAACCUGAAUGGCCACCAGAAGCACUCUUAUUUCCAGAUCUCAAAAGGAAUAGGUAUUUUCUUCAUAUAGAAACUAGAAGAGUCAUUGGCUUCCAGAUGUAAUACAGAAAAUGAGGCACUGCUGGCUAUUUUUUCUUUGGAAUACCAUAGGUAUGGCUGUCCCACAUUUUGUAUUUUUGAAGGCAUAAAAAUAAUUUUUUUAUUCCUGUUUUUAUAUUUUUCUUGUCCCCCCACCCUGUUGCAGGCAGACGUAGAGAAACGUCAAGAGGAAAUUCAGAAAGAGAACGUAAAUGUUUCUGUUGCUUUGGAUCUGACAGAAGAAGAGCUAAAGGACCCAAGCCAAAGCUCAUUGAAAUAAAGAGAAAGACUUGCAUUAACUUCAAUGGGCUUUGAAUCAGGCCCUGGCUGAAAAUGCAAGAUGGAGUGUUUAUUCUUCUGUGUCACUUAGGGCCGGAAUAUGCAUUGUUUCUGUACACACAGAAAUACUUCCACCCUUUCAUUUUACCCCUUUCUUUCACUCAUUUUUUAGGUAAUCUUUUAGUUCCUGCUGUUGCUCUUCUGAUGCUAAAAAUUUGCUUCUUGUAAUCGUUACAGCUGUCUUUUAAGAAGGAUCUGAAAUACAUGCUUUAAACUUCCUCUUUCAGGGCUUAAUUGUGUGUGAAAAAUAAUUUUUACUGAAUUAUAUGCACAUCCUUACAUCAACUUGUUUUUUGUCUGUUCAGAACUCGAGAUAACAAGAAGUAUUUGGCCACACGGUUUUGUUACUACCAUACCAAUGGGAAUCCAGUGAAUCAACAAACACAGAAAGCUGCUGAUCAGCGAAAGGUUUUCUUGGCCAGGACCUCAGAGGCAUCAGAACAGGUGAAUAAAAAAGAUGCUGAUGUUUGACCCAGUCCCUAUCAAGCAAGAAGCCAUGGAGCCUGUUUCAGUGUCAUACCCGUCCAAUUACAUGGACCAAAUGAAGCCAAACAAAUACAGCGUCAUUUAUUCUACACCAAGUAUGUUGCACAAUAAAUUCUACUCAAACCCUGAAGGACUAUCAAAUGGAAUCCAGAUGGAGCCAGUAGACCUUACAGUGAACAAACGGAGCUCACCAUCUUCAACUGGAAGUUCUCCUUCCCCCCUAAAGUUUCAGACUGUGCACAGGAGAACUUCACCUGGAUUGACUCUGUCCUCACCCAGCUCACCUCUCAGUAAAUUCACACCGUCACCCCCAGGAGUACAGCCUAUUUCCAUGCCAAUAACAAUCCCACCUGUAAUGGCCGCUGCUCUUUCACGCCAUGGACUAAGAAGCCCUGGAAUACUCCCAGUUAUACAGCCGGUUGUGGUCCAGCCAGUUCCUUUUAUGUAUGCUCCCCAUCUUCAGCAGCCCAUCAUGGUGUCUACAGUUCUUGCAGAUGAGAUGGAAACUCCAAGUAGCAUGCAAGUGCCUGUUAUUGAGUCUUACGAGAAGCCUACAUUGAAGAAAACAAUCAAAACAGAGCCAGGAAGUGAACCAUCAAAGACUGACUUCUAUCCUGAACAAAUGUCACCUCCAAUGAUGACCUCAUUGUCUCCCCAGCAAGUAAUGUUGCAAGAGAAUCACCCUUCAGUUAUAGUUCAGCCAGGAAAGAGGCCUUUACCUGUGGAAUCUCCAGACACUCAAAGAAAACGCAGAAUACAUCGAUGUGAUUACGAAGGCUGCAACAAAGUCUACACUAAAAGCUCCCAUCUGAAAGCUCACAGAAGAACCCAUACAGGUGAAAAACCGUACAAAUGCACUUGGGAGGGAUGCACGUGGAAGUUUGCUCGUUCUGAUGAACUAACGCGGCAUUUCCGCAAGCAUACGGGAAUCAAACCUUUUCAGUGCCCAGACUGUGACCGUAGCUUUUCACGUUCGGACCAUCUUGCUCUUCACAGAAAACGCCACAUGCUAGUCUGAAUGUCUUCUGUCCCCGACUCCUGUCACACUUUUUUUUUUUUUUACACAUGCAUUUUGAUUUGGAUUCAGCUGGUCUGAAUCUCUGAGUUUAUACCAUUAAAAGCUUACAUAUGGUCAGUAACAGAUGUUAUCUAACCCUUCUAUGUCCUUGCCACGGGUCAGACCUAAAGAAUGUGAACACCUUUUUUUCCUUUUAUUUUUUCUUCUGGGGAUGCUAAGCAAACCCUUUCUGCAGACAGUAUGUUUAGUGUAUUCCAUUGUGAGUAAGGGAAUUUGUAAACUAACAGCUUUUGUUGGUUUCUUCGUAUAAUCAACCCAGCAUAUACUGAUAAAGUAGUAAAUUUACUGAAUAUCCAAAAUGCUAGUCCUUGCCAGAGACUUUUUAAUUAUGUGCCCUGUAAGGGAUAGAUACACUCUCAUUUUAUGCUUAACAAUGCAAUUAAUGGACUCUCCCAACUGUGUUGAUUUCUGCAGUAUGGUUAAUACAGCAGUUUUAGAAAGACACCCAAUUUAGAAAUCCCCUUUGCCCAAACAGUGAUUGACACUGUAGAAAUAAAUCGAAGCAAUAUAAUUACUUUACAGAAAGAUUGAGUCAUCGUAUCAUUUACCCCAGUCAAGAAGAAAAAUUGGCAGGAAUUGGUCCAUAUAUAAUACUGUGCAUCUAAACCAAUGUCAUCUGUCCUCUGUAUUAUAGUGUAGUAUAUAUACUUGUUUUUAUUGCAUAAUGCCCUGGUGGAUUUGUUAAAUGAAGGCCUUGUGUGACACUGUGUCUGCUUUUUGUGCAAGUGUAUGGAUGGAACACACACGGUACUCUCCUAUGAUACGGCAUUAAAUUAUGUUCAUACAAACCUACCACACCUCAUUUCAGGGAUGUAGACUGUCCCUCUACAAUCGCUCCCCUACAUUUCUUCUAAAUAUUUUUUUUCUUUGCUGUACCUCAGAAAAUAGCAAUCAUUAUGUCAAAAAUGCUCUGACCUGUAUUGUUGCAAGUGAGUGCCACUUUAAUACACUACAGUAUUUAAAAUGAUUAAUCCACAAUAUUUUUAUGACAAGAUGGCAUCAGACAUUAUGAAACACUUCUGAUGAUAAAAUGAGUCAUGUAUCUGUUUUGGAUAAAAACAUACCAGAUCAUCCAUUUGGUAACCCUGGUCUGUGACUCUGGUAGCGUCUCAACAGUAGGUAGACGAAGCUUCCCUGUGGAUGUGUCGAUUGUAUUAAAAAUACCGCAUCAGCAAGUCUUAACUCCCAUGUCGGUUAGCAAACACAAUAGAUUAACUGAAAUCAAGCAACCUGCAGCUGACCCUAGAAAUGUUCCUGUCUGUGGAAGCCUGCUGAAAGGAAGGUUUCUGACUAUUAGCUGGGAGACUUGGUGGCACUGCAAGGAAACAGGAUGUAUUUCUCCAGGCUGUUGCACACUGGUGCAUUUUUCUUCUUUCUCCUAUGUAAGGCAAAUACCAUUCCCUGCAAAUUAAACAUACUGAAGUCAGGGGUUUGUUUCUCUUGGGAAAAACCCACUGGAAGAUGGAGGGGUGAGGGGAGGAAGAGUUUUCAUAAAACUCUCCAGGAGGAGUCAGGUGGAGUGUCUGUCUGCAGGUGGGUAUUUUUGAGGUUACGGAGCAGGUAGGCUGUGCUGCUACAUCCUGUGGAGUCCCAACAGCAAACUGAAGUAGUCUUGGAACAGUUUUGAGUGCAAAAAGCCUUCCCUAGGUGAUGGGAGUUUACCAGGUGUUCUGCUGACGUCCACGUAACCAUAGAAUUACAGAAGGGCGGGAUCUGUACUUCCUGGAGAAAACAGUCCUACAGCAACUGCUGUGAAAAAAAGUAUUGUUCCAGUUGUUCAGCAAAUCUUGUAUGUGGGAAUAUGGAACUGGCAAUUUUAUUUAAGGAAUGGAGCCCUGAACAUGUGCUCUACGAAGGGGAGAAUGGAGAUUUGCAAAGCAGACUUGGAAACAUUGCUGCAAAGCUUUCAUGAGGAAGAUCCAUAUGCUGUGUUACAGCACCAUACAUCCUCACCACUCCGCUAGAACUGAGGGAAGUUACACCAGAUCUACUUGUAACUGGCCUUCAUCUGCUUAGCUAUGGAGCUGAGAAACCUGGGAGAUGAAUCAGUCUUUUUUUGGUAGGCCAGAUUGUUACUGAUGUUGAGGAACUUGCAGGGAAGAGGAGGAUAUUAGUGAGCAACUGUUCUAGAAUGGAGAUUUUUGUUGGAUAUUUUUAUUGGCAGCAGUAGCAGAAUUGGCCUCCUUCGCUAGGCUCUAGGUUUUAAUGAUAGUGCCAUAAAUGCAGACACAUCACUUGAGAGGGUGUGUGGAGUCCCUGUAGCAUCUGUCACAAGUCUACAGACAUUCAGUGUCCUGGGAUGAAAAUAAUUCUCUUGCAUUCUAGGGAAAAAAACAGAUGAGAUCUUAUAGAAAUAAAAGGCUUAAUGGCAGUUGGUCCCAUUUUUGGCUUAACAUAUGCAAAUCCAUAGAAUUUGGAAUGUUUAAGGAAAUUUCUUUCCAAUGCUGUUCUCUUUUGAGGCCUUCACAAUUUUUUUUUUGUUUGGUUUGGUUGUGUAUGGGUUUUAUUGGUUGAUUUAUUUAUUUAUUUUUUAAAUUAGAAGUCUAAAAUCAAGUACCCUAGGUGCAGAACUUCUUUGUAACCAUGAGUUACAUUGGAGAAUUUAAUUUAGGUUAUUUGCCAUGUUCAUUCAUUAGCCUAUGUACUACUUUUUUCCUGAAAAUAUUUAUGCUAAUAGUGGGGACAAAUACAGUGGAGAUUCAAUAGAACUUUCAAAUAUCUUUACCCAUGUGCCUUGGGAUUUAGGACAACAGAAAUUUAAGUAUUAAAUAUUUGAGAUUAUUCCAUAUAAAUGCCUUGCUUAUAGAAUUUUUCACUUGUGUCUGUGGUGUCUUGUGGGAUGUCAAAAAAGUCACAAAUACAAUUUUGUCUUUCAGCUGAAAAUGUGAAUUUACAUCUUAACUGGCUCAUUGAUUCAUUUUAGCAAACUCUGAUUUGAGGGUUAUCUUGUAAUUUUUAAAUAUACCUGACUAAGUACUUUUUAAAGCCAGUCCUUCUGUCUUUGCCCUUACUAAAGAAAAGCCAGUUUAGAUACAUAGAAAACCCUAAUGCUGCAGAACGUGUAUAUUUUAAAAAGCCACCUUUUUCCCUAGCAGUAUCGCAUUGUGCGGUGUGUAACAGGUGAUACCGUUUUACUAAAAUGUGUCUAAGUCAUUUGAUUAUAACAAAUUACUAGUUUCUAAGACAAUCACGAAAAACUGCAUAGGUAUAAAUGUGUGUGGUUUUAUUGAAAUAUACACUGCCAUUCUGCAGUGAUAUUUCUAAUGCCACAUCUUGUCCAGGUAUGUUGUCUCUGUCAAGGUUAGCAACAUGUAGGUGAAUACAAAUGUUUUCUAUAAAAAAUUACGUUUUACUUAUCUUAAGAGGGCUACACCAGUUUUCAUUAUAUUUUACAAAUAUUAGCACUUUUAAAAAAAUGUACUUUAAAUAUUAGAGGGUCAAAAUAAUCGUUCUGCUUAGCAUCUCUCACCUGCAAAUGUAGCAGGGAUGUUAUAUUUACUUUAAUACUUGUAUAAACUAUGCAGAAAUUUUUUAAUAAAAUGUAAUAUAUUUUAUAAGCUAGUAAGACUGAAUGGGUAAUUAAAGGUUUCUAGCGUGCAUUACUAUAACUUGCAAAUAUGGAGACAUUUUGGUAAUUUUUCUUAUUAAAUAUGUGAAUGUUUCAUGUACUUUCACUGUUUCUACUUUGGUAGUCCAAUGGGAAUUCAGUAAUGACAUUUUGUCAUGUCAAACUGUGAACAUAAAUUUGUACUGUACAGUCCUCAUAUUUAGUACACAAUGCAUAUGUAUCAUACUUGUUAAUAAACCCCUCAGAAUAU
This is a messenger RNA of Falco peregrinus (peregrine falcon), 8455 nucleotides long. It is a transcript of the gene KLF3, whose product is annotated as KLF transcription factor 3. Gene Ontology annotation, molecular function: DNA-binding transcription factor activity, RNA polymerase II-specific; RNA polymerase II cis-regulatory region sequence-specific DNA binding. The record is from RefSeq and is a predicted model, not a curated record. The transcript is spliced from 7 exons. NCBI's taxonomy places the organism in Eukaryota, Metazoa, Chordata, Aves, Falconiformes, Falconidae. Gene Ontology annotation, biological process: regulation of transcription by RNA polymerase II. Bases 3531 to 4577 code for a protein of 348 amino acids.